This is a messenger RNA of Procambarus clarkii (red swamp crayfish), 882 nucleotides long. Its product is annotated as ataxin-2 homolog. The record is from RefSeq and is a predicted model, not a curated record. NCBI's taxonomy places the organism in Eukaryota, Metazoa, Arthropoda, Malacostraca, Decapoda, Cambaridae.
AUGACUUGCUUGACCAUCACUCGUUCAACACGGGCGAGACCUGCUAGGAGAAAGUGUUAUGAUCAGAGCACAGAAACUCCCAGUGGAGCACAGAGCCCCAAACAGAGCACAGUGGCCCCCCAGCAGAGCAUAGAGACCCCCCAACAGAGCACAGAGGCCUUCCAACAGAGCACAGAAGCCUCCCAACAGAGAACAGAGGCCCCCAACAGAGCACAGAUACCCCCAACAGAGCACAGAGGCCCCCAACAGAGCUCACAGAUCCCCCAACAGAGAACAGUGGCACCCAACAGAGCUCACAGAUCCCAACAGAGCUCACAGAUCCCCAACAGAGCACAGAUACCUCCAACAGAGCCCCAAACAGAGCACAGUGGCUCCCCAACAGAGCACAGAGGCCCCCCAACAGAGAACAGUCCCCCAACAGAGCUCACAGAUCCCCAACAGAGCACAGAGGGCCCCCAACAGAGAACAGUUACCCCCAACAGAGCACAGAGAGCCCCAACAGAGAACAGAGGCCCCCAACAGAGAACACAUAGGCCCCCAACAGAGCACAUAGGCUCCCCAACAGAGCACAGAGGCCUCCCAACAGAGCACAGAUACCACCCUCCAACAGAGCACAGAGCCCCAAACAGAGAACAGAGGCCCCCAACAGAGCUCACAGAUCCCCAACAGAGCACAGAGGCCCCCAACAGAGCUCACAGAUCCCCAACAGAGCACAGAGGCCCCCAACAGAGCUCACAGAUCCCCAACAGAGAACAGAGGCCCCCAGCAAAAGAAGACUGUUCAGGUGCAGUGAUCCAUCACCUUUACUGGAGGCAGCUACGAGACGCACAGACUGCCGAGGCUAGUUCCUCCUUCCCUCUGCCUCUAGAGACAGCUGGUUAA